This is a messenger RNA of Neoarthrinium moseri, 465 nucleotides long. RefSeq lists its product as uncharacterized. Lineage: Eukaryota; Fungi; Ascomycota; Sordariomycetes; Amphisphaeriales; Apiosporaceae. The transcript has a single exon. The record is from RefSeq and is a predicted model, not a curated record. The coding region runs from base 1 to 465 and encodes 154 amino acids.
AUGGACAUCCCGGGCUCUCAAAACCCGACUGACGCGAGCUGCUCGCGCGACGCCGCCAUGAUGCAGCUCUCGACGCUCCUGAGCCUCGUCCGAGAGCUCUACGAGGACCUGUCGUCCGGCGCGCGGGGGCUCGUCUACACUGCCUGGACGGCCCUGAUGGGCGAGCUGGCGGCGCGCAUCGGCGCCGACCCGCACAUGAAGGACCUGGCCGAGAUGAACGCGGGCGCGGCCAUGGUGCGGCCGUCGUACGGGUCGCGGUGCUUGGGGCGCAAGACGCAGGUGAGUAAAGAGGUGAAACAGGAGAUGAGGGAGGAGCUGGAGACGUUCAGGGACGAGGCCAGUGACGUCUGGGACCUGCUGAACCGGGACGCGAAGUCCCUGAUUACGAGCCCGUGGUCGAGGUUCUGGGACGAGUUGGAAGCCAUCUGCAAGGAUAAGUGUCAGACGGUCGUGCGCGCCUCUUGA